AUGGGCACCGAGAGAGAGCUGUAUCAUCCAUGGGGUGAUUAUGAAGAGCAGGGACCCAUCCUCGUGCAUUGUCACGCCAUUGAGGUAUUUUACAAGUUUGCAGGUCGAGGUAUCUUCCUUAUCAGAGAACAUACAAUAGUUUUCGUUUAUUUUUCUGACGGCUCGCGCAUUGAUCAUAGGCCUAAUGCUUCCGCUGCUUGUAACAGCACACGUCUCAUGGAAAACAGCAGCAUUUGCCUUCUCUGCGACGAGGAACCAUUCCUUGGUAGCCCCAUUCCCUCCCCAAGACUCUUCGGUCCUCAAAUCUCUUCUUCUUCUGCAUUAUCUCGGUCGUCUCAACCAGUAGCAGACGACGGCGUCGAACUGGAAAAAUUCUUGUUCGAUCUUCUGCAAAGAGAGCAUAUUUAUUCGCCAAGUCGUGGUUACCACGAGCGACUGCAUCAAACUUCCCAUCUACCUCUGGCAAGGACCAGAGCAAUCCAGUAUAUCAUUUCGGUAUGCAGCCGACUAAAUUUAGGAGCCGGGACGACAUUCAAUGCCGUGAAUUAUCUGGAUCGAUUCAUCUCCAUGAAUUCUACUGUGAAAUGGGAGGACUGGAUGAUGGAGCUGCUAUCCAUCGCUUGUCUGUCCAUCGCAUCGAAGAUGGACGAAGUUUCUGUCCCUUCGUUGCUUGAUCUCCAGAUGGAGGAUCUGGACCAUUCGUUCGAGUCGAUCACGAUCCAACAGAUGGAACUGACGGUGCUGAGGAAACUGGACUGGCGACUCUCGUCGAUCACGCCCUACUCGUACGUGGAGGCGCUGACGUGGGGGUCGGAUCGCGUGCGCACUCGCGUCGUGGAGCUCCUCGUCGGCGCUUUAUCAGACAGCAGAUUUCUACAAUUCAAUGCGUCCAACGUGGCAGCAUCUGCUCUGAAAGCUGUUGGAGAAGGUGAAGGUGGCUCGCCUUUUGCCCCUUUCGUUCGAGACCACGGCACGAUCGGCAUCGGCUUCGAUAUUGCUCCGAUGUGGGUCCCUUUUGGAAUAAACCAAAGAGGGAAGAAGAGGAAAAGAGACGGCGAAGCAUAA
Molecule: messenger RNA, 1065 nt
Organism: Zingiber officinale
Lineage: Eukaryota; Viridiplantae; Streptophyta; Magnoliopsida; Zingiberales; Zingiberaceae
Product: putative cyclin-D7-1
Exons: 7
Coding region: 1-1065 (354 amino acids)
Biological process (GO): regulation of cyclin-dependent protein serine/threonine kinase activity; mitotic cell cycle phase transition
Cellular component (GO): cyclin-dependent protein kinase holoenzyme complex; cytoplasm; nucleus
Molecular function (GO): cyclin-dependent protein serine/threonine kinase regulator activity
Source: RefSeq, a predicted model, not a curated record